Messenger RNA from Mauremys reevesii (Reeves's turtle), 3157 nucleotides. RefSeq names its product transmembrane protease serine 9-like. Gene Ontology annotation, biological process: proteolysis. Lineage: Eukaryota; Metazoa; Chordata; Testudines; Geoemydidae. Gene Ontology annotation, molecular function: serine-type endopeptidase activity. The record is from RefSeq and is a predicted model, not a curated record.
GUGGCUUCUUGGUGCACACGGCUGGUGGUCUGGCAGAAAUCACACCCCACACCCAUGGGGCGGCUGUAGCUGGGUUUAUAACUCGCUGCCUUGAAGCCAGGAGCUGUCUGCUCCGCUAGCUGGAGGCUGAGCUGGGCCGUCCCGACCCAGAGCUCCUGUGGGGCGGGAUCAUGGCGGGACUCUGCUCCCAGCUGGCCGUGCUGCUCCUGCUGCUGGUGCUGCCGUCCUCAGCGCAUGGUGCUGAGAGUCAAGACCAGCCAGUGUUCAGCCGUAUCAUAGGGGGGCAGGAUGCACAGGAGGGUCAAUGGCCCUGGCAAGUCAGUGUGCAGAAAUAUGAUGACAAAAAACAUGAAUACCACCACAUCUGUGGAGGAUCCCUCAUCUCAGCCCAGUGGGUGGUGUCAGCUGCUCACUGCUUCAAUCGCUCUCUGCCCUAUUCCCAGUACCAGUUAGUGCUGGGAGCGCACCAGCUCCUCAACCCCUCCCCCAAUGAGGUCCUGGCCGAGGUGCAGAAGAUCAUCCCCCACCCCCGGUACAAUAGGAGGAGCUUCAUUGCUGACAUCGCCUUGGUGAGGCUGAAGGAGCCAGUGAAAUCCACGUUCAUCCGGCCCAUCUCCCUGCCAGGUGCCUCCCGCCAGUUCCGCGUGGGGAAGAGGUGUUGGGUCACCGGCUGGGGACGGGUAGAAGUGAGCGAGCCUCUCCAGCCACCCCAGACCCUGCAGGAGCUGGAGGUUCCCAUCCUCAGCACAGCGACCUGCAACAAGCGUUACAGCACACUGAGACGAAAACCAUUUCUGGGUCCACAGGCAGUCAAAUCCAGCAUGAUCUGCGCUGGGUACAUGGACAGCAACAAGGGAUUCUGCAAUGGCGACUCCGGGGGGCCUCUGGCCUGUCAGCAGGGCGGCACCUGGUACCUGGCCGGAGUCGUGAGCUGGUUUCUGACCAGAAAAGUGAGUGGAAGCGUCUGUUCUCAUCCCAAGUUCCCCGGGGUCUUCACCCGGGUGACGGCCUACGACAGCUGGAUCCAGGAGCAUGUGAAGGGCUUUCCCCCACUGAUCGUUGCUGUCCCUCUGCUCCCCAGCUCUUUCCCCCAGUCUGCCUAUCGUGUGACCCUCGGGGAGCACCAGCUGUCCAACCCCUCCCCGAGCCGGGUCUCAUCCCCUGUGCGCCAGAUCCUCGUCCACCCCGAUUACAACAGGGGGACCCGUUCCGCCGACAUUGCCCUAGUGCAGCUCACGGAGCCAGUGCGAUACACCGACGAAAUCCUCCCCGUCUGCUUGCCAGGCCCCUCCCACUCCUUCCCUGGCAACCACACAUGCUGGGUCACCGGCUGGGGGACAACAGCCUCUGCGGUCUCUCUCCCACCCCCCAAAACGCUGCAGGAGGUUCCGGUCCAGCUGAUGGACACUGCCCUGCAACGCCUCUACAACAUCGACCCGGCCCCGAACAUCGGCAGGGACCCCAUUAAACCCAACAUGAUCUGUGCCAGCUACGCCAAAGGGCAGAGGGACUCCUGCCAGGGUGACUCUGGGGGGCCACUGACCUGUGACCACAAUGGGACCUGGUUCCUGAUGGGGGUUGUGAGUUGGGGGGACGGCUGUGGCCAGCCCAAUCGCCCCAGUGUCUAUGUCCGGACAGUGGCCUAUGGUGAAUGGAUAUGGGGGCACAUGCUAGGAACACGCACCAGCACCAGCAGCCAGGCCAGCUGGGAGCCCAGCCCACCCCCGGGCCAGCCCCACGUGAGCCCUGGGGCCGGGCAGCUCGGAGCUGGGGGCGAUCUGGGCCGGCCCCCGGCUGGGACCAGAGAUUUGCAGUCGAAUCAGCAGCAGAGUGUUUACACCCGUUUCCCCAGUUUGACCCCGGCGGUUUCCCUGACUUCCGAGCUGUUUCCAUUCGGAGGAAAAAUCGGGGCGAGGAGCCAGGCCUGCUCUUCGCUGCAGUCCCCGUCCUGUGAUCUCUGCGAUGCCGCCCGGGUCAUGUCUGAAAGGUUAGACACAGAGACGUCGAUUCUCAAGCCAGAUGGGACCAUGGUGAUCACCUCGCCUGAGCUCCUGCGCUACCAGACUGGGAAGGGCUGGAGUUGUAUCGGUGCAGAGGAGAGUCAAGACCAGCCAGAAUCAAGGCAGGAACGGCUGGGGGGAAGGGAGGGGCAGGUUCCUCUUAUUUGGUUUGCAGCAACAUCUUUUUGUGGCCUCUGCCCCCUCAUUGACCCGCUGCUCUUGGUCAAGCCAUCCCCACGGUGCUGUGCAGCUGUUCUGCUGCUGUCCCUGCCCCAGAGGUGGCUGCAUCUCAGUAUCACACUGUCUUCCCCUUUUCCUUUUCUCUCCCUCAGCUCCGUGUCCCCUGCCCAGUACCGUGUGGUGCUGGGAGCGCACCAGCUCCUCCCUCUCUCCCCAAAACCAGUCCUGGCCGAGGUGCAGCAGAUCAUCCCCCACCCCAGGUACAAUCACACGAGCAAAGUUGCUGACGUCGCCUUGGUGAGGCUGAAGGAGCCAGUGAAUUCCACAUUCAUCCAGCUCAUCUCCCUGCCGGGGGCCACCCGCCAGUUCCCCGUGGGGAAGAAGUGUUGGGUCACCGGCUGGGGAAACGUUGAAGUGACCAAGCCUCUCCAACCACCCCAGACCCUGCAGCAGCUGGAGGUUCCCAUCCUCAGUACAGCGGCCUGCAAUGAUCGUUACAACACACUGAGUCCAGGCUCACCUCUGGGUCCAGAGAGAAUCAAAAGUGACAUGAUCUGCGCCGGGUACAUGGACAGCAACAAGGGAUUCUGCAAAGGCGACUCCGGGGGGCCUCUGGCCUGUGAGCAGGGUGGCACCUGGUACCUGGCCGGAGUCGUGAGCUGGUUUAGGAUCAGAAAUGUGAGUGGAAUCGUCUGUUCUGAGCCCACGUUCCCCGGGGUCUUCACCCGGGUGACGGCCUACAGCAGCUGGAUCCAGGGGCACGUGAACGGCGUGGGACCCUCUGCUGUCACAUCUCCAGCAGCACUGACACUCGCCGCCCUCCUCCUCACAGCUCUGUGAGCCACGCACGGACCUGCCCCUGGCACUGCCAGGCCAACCCCCCUCAGGAUGUCUAUAGACCCCCCUUGACACCGGGUGUGGGCCCCGCGCUGCUGGGGUCUGCGGGACGCGGCUGGGAGAGGCUGGUGGAUGGAAGC